Molecule: messenger RNA, 687 nt
Organism: Cryptococcus wingfieldii CBS 7118
Lineage: Eukaryota; Fungi; Basidiomycota; Tremellomycetes; Tremellales; Cryptococcaceae
Product: 7,8-dihydro-8-oxoguanine triphosphatase
Exons: 5
Coding region: 1-687 (228 amino acids)
Biological process (GO): DNA protection
Molecular function (GO): 8-oxo-7,8-dihydroguanosine triphosphate pyrophosphatase activity
Source: RefSeq, a predicted model, not a curated record
AUGCCCCCGCCAGAGCUGUCUGCCCUCCGUCUCCACCGCCCCCCCUUCGCGACCCAGACCCCAGUCUCAGGGUGGCCGCCCCUUGCUACCGUCAAGCCGUGGCACACAGAGUACACCCUCGUCUUUGUCGUCGACAGAACGCACUCGAGGUUCCUCUUGGGCCAUAAGAAACGUGGCAUGGGCUGCGGCCUCUACAAUGGGUAUGGCGGAAAACCCGAAGCUAGAGAGACAAUGUUGGACUGUGCCAUCCGAGAGCUCCAGGCAUGUCGCGUGUCGAAUAACCAUAUCCGAUCUAACAUUAUUUUUCGCCAGGAAGAGUCCGGGCUAGUUACAAACAAGAAUGAUAUUCGCCUGAAAGGCCUCCUCCUUACAAGUCGCCCCACUUCAUCAGAUAACGCAGUCAAAUCUCUACUGCGCAUACACAUCUAUGAGUGUACGUCUUGGUCUGGAGAUCCAAUCGAGACCGAAGAGAUGGCUCCAGAGUGGUUCACUCAGGACAACUUGCCCCUCGAGAGGAUGUGGCCAGAAGCUCGGAAGUAUGUACCGGUCGUACUCGACUCCAUUCUUCACGGCGCUUCCAGCGAUCUCUUCCUUGCUCGAGUCGACUACGCGUAUCUCACCGCGGAAUCGGCACCCACUGCUCUUCCACCACUGCACGGCCAGAGUGUACUAUUAGCAAGAUGCUGA